Molecule: messenger RNA, 3512 nt
Organism: Phycodurus eques (leafy seadragon)
Lineage: Eukaryota; Metazoa; Chordata; Actinopteri; Syngnathiformes; Syngnathidae
Gene: foxk2a
Product: forkhead box K2a
Biological process (GO): regulation of transcription by RNA polymerase II
Molecular function (GO): RNA polymerase II cis-regulatory region sequence-specific DNA binding; protein binding; DNA-binding transcription factor activity, RNA polymerase II-specific
Source: RefSeq, a predicted model, not a curated record
GGCCGUGGGUCGGAGCCGCCGUAACCCCGGUCUGGCACGUUCCUUGCUAUCUGAACGUUGUAAAAUUGGGCCCAUUCUCCCCCCCCCCCCAAACUCAAGUCACUUCUUCACUUUAGCACAGCUACCAAGACGUUUUUGCUUCAAUCACAACUCCAAAUACCCACCAGAUACCUCAGAAAAUGGCGGUGGUAAGCGGGAUGUCGGGGUCGGCAGUAGCCCGGCUGGAGGGCCGAGAAUUCGAGUAUUUGAUGAAGAAAAGGUCGGUGACCAUUGGCCGGAACUCAUCGCAGGGCUCCGUGGACGUCAGCAUGGGACACUCCAGCUUCAUUUCUAGGCGGCACCUUGAGAUUUUCACGGCGAGCGAAGAUGGUACGGGCAUGGGGGAAUUCUACCUCCGAUGCCUUGGAAAAAAUGGGGUGUUUGUGGAUGGGGUGUUCCAGAGAAGAGGGGCUCCACCUCUGCAGCUUCCACGAAUAUGUUGCUUCCGAUUCCCCAGCACAAGCAUAAAAAUCACAUUCACUGCACUUUUAAGUGACAAAAAGGAGCAGAGGAACGUGGCCGAAUCACCGGUCAAGUCCGUACAACCUCAAAUUUCCCCACUUACCAUCAACAUUCCGGACAAUAUUGCCCACCUUAUGAGCCCAUUGCCUUCACCUACGGGCACAUUAAGUGCUGCAAACUCCUGCCCAUCAAGUCCAAGGGGGGCGGGACUGUCCAGCUAUAGGAGCGGCCGGGUUCUGCCCUCCGACCUUAUAGCGGAUAACUCCCAGUCAGAAAAUGACAAGGAGGCGUCGGGUGAAGACAGCCCAAAGGGGGACUCCAAACCACCGUAUUCAUACGCACAACUGAUAGUCCAAGCCAUCACCAUGGCCCCAGAUAAACAACUGACACUGAAUGGAAUAUACACCCACAUCACAAAGAAUUAUCCCUACUACAGAACAGCUGAUAAAGGCUGGCAGAAUUCUAUUCGCCACAACCUAUCCCUGAACCGGUACUUCAUCAAAGUAGCACGCUCUCAGGAGGAACCUGGGAAAGGUUCGUUCUGGAGGAUCGACCCUGCUUCUGAAGGCAAACUCAUAGAACAAGCCUUCAGGAAACGUAGGCCCAGGGGAGUGCCUUGCUUCAGGACCCCUGUAGGAACCCUCUCUUCGAGGAGCGCUCCUGCUUCUCCCAAUCACACAGGGGCACUGUCAGCUCACUCCAGUGGCGUGCAGACCCCAGAUAGCCUUUCCAGAGAGGGGUCCCCAGUGCCCAUGGAAUCUGAGCCAACCCCGGCACCAGCCCCUACCCCAACUGCCACCAUCCAGCCCAAACUUGCUGUCAUCCAAGAGGCUCGCUUUGCACAGAACUCCACUGGUUCUUCACUUACAAGCCAGCCUGUAUUGAUUGCCGUGCAACGGCAGAUGCCUCAGACGACCAUGAAGCCUGUGACCUACGCCGUGGCGACACCGGCCAUUGUGACGACGACCGUUAGCCCGGCGCCCGUCAUGCAGACGGUGCACGUUGUCCACCAGAUCCCGACCGUCACCAUGACAACUGUCGGCCCACAGCCCGCUGCUACCUUGAAGCCAGACUCUCAGCAGAAUGGAGGGGGAGAGCACCAAGAUAUUAAAGUGAAAGUGGAGCCGCUCCCAUCAAUCACGACCUCGUCCAUAGGCGGAGUCGGUCGCAUCAUCCAGAGCUCUCAGGCUGCUCCGCUGACUACAGUAACCAUAAUGCAACAGGCUCCGCUCGGCCAGCACCAGCUUCCCAUAAAGGCCAUCACACAGAAUGGCACUCACCUGGUCCCCAUCAGUUCUGCUGGCACAGCAGCUGUUGCAAACCCUCUCCACCUUCUGGCCACGCACGCUUCGGCGUCUGCGUCCCUGCCCACCAAGAGGCAGAAUGGUGAGGUUCAGGAGGCGCCCGUGUCCAAGAGGGCAAAGAUGCAGGAUGGCAACGAGGGAGAGGCGGUGGCUGCGAAUGGCAAUAACAACAAUGGCUCCACUGAUGGUGCCGGAGAAGCUGAGCCUCACCCCGUUUGGAUUCUCAGCACUCGGUGUGUGGCGCAAUCCUACAUGCAACCAAGCGAAAAUCACCCACCAAGGGAAGCGCAUGUGCGUGUGGACAUUCCCAUCUUCGGCAGCUAGCCUCCCUGACCCAGUUGUGAGUAGAUCUAUAUGCAGUAUUCCAUUGUGCAAAUGUGUCCUUGGAUCUCUUCAUUUCUCCAAGGACGAGUGAUGAAUUCAGAUAGAAAAACCAUAAGUGGGGUCUUGAUGAACAUUUAAAAUAUCACCUGAUAUUUUGCUUUAUUUUUGUUUUGUAUGUGAACUUUGUUCAGUGAAAUGAAUGUAGUCUUUUUUUCUUUUCUUUUUUUCCUAAAGAAGACACUAUCUAAUAGAAUGGAUUCUCUAUUGCUCAUUCAUGCAAAUGAUAUUUUGUUUUUCCACCACUGUACAUGGACAGACCUUUUUCACAUUUUACAAAUGUCCAAUAAGAUGAUUAAAAAAAAAAAAGUAUAUUCCCAUGCGUAUUUGACCAUAUGCUUCAUUGAGCUUGCAUGUUAACACAUCUAGAGAUAUAACGUACUGGUUAUCUGAAUAUGGAACUGAAGAACGUUUAGACUGAAUCUAUGCUUUGAGUCUGCCCAGCGUUGCACUUCCUCCUCUUUUAGUUGUGUAUUUUUUUUUUUUAAAUCAUUUUAGCUCAGUUUUUCCUCAUUUUUUUUUUUUUUACCUUUUUGUGUUGCGGUUGGGGCAGUCUCUACUCAAUGCUGUUCUUCUGUUAUCUAAACAUGUCGAAUCAUAUUGUAUUCUGUUACACAAGGAAAGACAAGUGAUAGGUGUUUGUUCUGCUUCAGUGGGUAAAUGUUUUUUUAAAAUAUAAAUAUAUAUAUAUAUAUAUAUUAUAUAUAUGAAUUUAUUUAAAACACUGCCUCUUAGUUUGUAUUUCUUGAGUAAAAAAAAUAUCUGCUUGGCUAAUCUGCAUUAAUGAAAUCUGACAAUUUUUUGGGGGUCUAUGAAAUGAAAUUUCAACUGAAAGUCAACGUAUAAAUAAAUACAUGCGUGUUUUUGACUACAAAAAUAAGCAUGGUAGGUGCGGUUCAGUCUUGCAUUCAAUGGCAGUUAAUUGGGCUUCAUCGACCCUCGGGCUCCCCCUACUGUUGUGAAAUGUAAUUGAUUUUUGAGCCACUGCAAAUGGAUCCACUUUUGAGCACACAAUCCGGUUGUCAUAGUCAAUGUGAAUUUUUUUUAUUGAAACUUACCAGCAACCCACAUUUCAGGGGACGGGUACAGUGCCUCAGUCAUCUGUAAAUUGAAUAAAUUCAGAACCACCAGAACUCUUCCUCGACCCCUAGAGCUUGCUUAUUCAAAUGUUUUAAUACAUUUGCAACAUUGAGAAAAAAAAUAAAUUUAAUGUUAUCAUGGGAUGUAUGUGGAAUUUUGAGAAAAAUUAUUUAUAUGACUAACAAUGUGGUAACAAGUAAAGCGUUGUGAAUUUUUCCCCAGGUUAUUAAAGGGCAUUUUUCAAUU